AUGGUUCCCUUCUGGGAGCGCGCAUGGGCACCACCCCUCACACCUGUUUGCCUAACACCACACCGCUCGUCCAGCGCAGUGGAGCCCAUCGGCGUGCUAAAAGCAAUCGAUCAUGUCGAGAUCACUAACUUCGCGGAGAUCGGCGGCGUCGUCUACUACUUCAUCGACGUCUAUCGAAAGCACCACACGAACCGCAUCCCGACCAACAAGCGACUGGAGGCAUCGCGACGAGACCAACCAGAUUACACCGUCCAGAAGCGUUUCAGCGACUUUUCUAACUUGCGUUACCAGAUGUGGAGCUACGCGCAGCGCCAGCAUGACGGUGGGGCUGCGUGUAAAUAUUGCAGCAAGAACAUGGACUUCCUCGUGACCAGCUUCUCGCAGCCACGACUAUUUAUCCAGUUAUUUGUCAAGAGCAAGAAGACGCGCAGUCGUUUGCUGGGAAAGGGCAUCAACAAAUACAUCGAGCUGGCCAUCGGUGGAAAGGAAGACUCACGGCGUUACUACACUUGCGAUGGAUAUAUGACGAUUCCUGCACUGGUCGAGCGGUUCCUCCGCGAUGACGCAUGA
Phytophthora infestans T30-4 is the source of this 570-nucleotide messenger RNA. RefSeq lists its product as uncharacterized. The record is from RefSeq and is a predicted model, not a curated record. Bases 1 to 570 code for a protein of 189 amino acids. The transcript has a single exon. Gene Ontology annotation, molecular function: phosphatidylinositol binding. Lineage: Eukaryota; Oomycota; Peronosporomycetes; Peronosporales; Peronosporaceae.